Molecule: messenger RNA, 390 nt
Organism: Exserohilum turcica Et28A
Lineage: Eukaryota; Fungi; Ascomycota; Dothideomycetes; Pleosporales; Pleosporaceae
Exons: 1
Coding region: 1-390 (129 amino acids)
Source: RefSeq, a predicted model, not a curated record
AUGUGGAGCAGGGUCUGGACAGAUGCACUUGUAGAGGGCCUCCCAAGGCGGCCACGCCAGGGCUUAGACGUUCCCCCAGACGGCGGUCCAGGCCGGGCCCUGAUGACAAUGUGGCUGCGUCGACAAAUCAUGAGACGCCAGUUUGCUACCCAGACUGAAAGAGUUCACACAUUGGCUUUGGGAUACGAGCCAUCAUUACGGAACCCUGACCAAGGAGAAGAAGACGAAAACAACGACAACAUGCAAGCUGGCGGAUGCUUGGCAGACCUAACCACGCCCGUGGGAUUUUUGAUGGCGGCAAUCGCGCAGCCAUGGGAGCCGGCCCAAGGCGGAUUGGACUGCGCAGCGUCGAGGCGUGUUGGCGGAUGCUGGCCUAUAUCUCAGCCUUAG